Molecule: messenger RNA, 1207 nt
Organism: Brassica oleracea var. oleracea
Lineage: Eukaryota; Viridiplantae; Streptophyta; Magnoliopsida; Brassicales; Brassicaceae
Product: protein PHLOEM PROTEIN 2-LIKE A8-like
Exons: 3
Coding region: 30-1103 (357 amino acids)
Biological process (GO): signal transduction
Source: RefSeq, a predicted model, not a curated record
AUGUUUUGUAACAACUAGAAGAAUUGGUCAUGGCGGCUUCUUCUUCCGGUAUUGGAUGGAAGUCAACAAGGCCUCAAGUUUUCAUCAAUUUCCGGGGACAAGAGCUACGCAGAGGCUUCAUUGGCUUCCUCGAGCCGGCCUUGAAAAACGAAAACAUUAACGUUUUCAUAGACGAGCUGGAGCUGAGAGGGAGGGAUCUACAGAACCUGUUCGUGAGAAUCAAAGAGUCGAAAAUUACGCUAGUGAUAUUCUCCAAGGACUACGCCAAUUCGGAAUGGUGCUUGGAUGAGCUGGCAAAGAUCAAAGAAUGUAUGGAUCUUGGCAAUCUUUAUGUGAUUCCCAUCUUUUACAAGAUAGAACCUUCCGUUGUUAAACAUCUUCAAGGUUACUUUGGAGAAAGUUUUAUGAAUCUACAGAGCAGAUAUACACACGAUCUGGAUAGAACCCGGAAAUGGGAGGAAGCUUUAGCAUCUGUUCCCCAAAAGUUUGGUUUGCCAUUUCCAGAAAACAGUGACAGGACAGAUUGGGAUUUUAUAAAGUCAAUAGUCGUGGAGGUUAAGAGAGUGCUUGAGCAUAUAGAAGGAAAUUCAAAUCAAAGAGGGCAGCCCCAAGCUAUUCAAGUACAACAGCCGGACGUAAAUUUCCAGCGUGCCAUGUUCAGUGUAAGACAACUCAAGAUAAGCGGCUCUCACAAUGCAAGAUAUUGGAUCUUUGAGUCUAUAUACGAGCCACCAAAUGAGGCGGCCAUUGAAGUUGCAAAGAUGAAAAGAUGUUAUUAUCUGGAAGUAUGCGGAAAGUUCGACACCAAAGAACUGAUAUAUGGGACAAGAUACGAGGUGGUCUUUGUAGUCAGAGUAGAGGAUACAAUGACAAGAUGGAACAAUCCGGCAACAGCGCAACUAAUGGUACCCGAUAACAGCCUGCAAGAGCGGGAAUUUCAGUUUAUUGAUCUCAUAAAAAACGAGUGGAUUGAAAUUCAGGCGGGAGUUUUCGAUGCACAGCCGCAUAAAGAGAAGAUCGCUUUCUUUUUGUAUCAGCACCAGUCUAACAUUCGGAUGACGGGGCUUCUGGUUAAAGGUGCUAUAAUUCGUCCUGUGGAGUAAGCAAGGGCCGAUGCAACCACACCCAUAAGUGUAAAACUCUAUACGAGACAUUUGAUCCCAUGAAAAUAUUUCCUUCAUUAUAUUUUUCUCUUUUCUGAAGGACC